CUCUAUAGUUUGCAAGCUGAGCCAUUCGACCCUUCUCCAUUAGCUGGAUCAAGUCCUGCUCAUGAUGGACAUCUGAUAGUCCACACUAGAGUACCGCCGAAAGAAUGGCCAAGCAAAGUGCUUGGAAUUUCUAGUAAAUACGACGAUCUCGCUAUCAAUAAAGAUCUCAAGCAAGCUGGCGUCCUCGUUGGCUUAGCUUUCAAUCCAAACGCUGACGAUAACCAAGAUUGUCAAAUAUAUCCAAGUAUGGGAGCUACAGAUGGGAGAUCAACAUCUCAAAUAAUAGAACAGCUCAAUAAGAGUCCAAAGAAUGAUCAUAUCCACAUAUACAUUUGUACACACGGCAGUAGAGAUUGUCGUUGUGCAGAAGCGGGUGAACCUACGAUACAAAAGCUACGCGAAGAUGUAUUAAAACGCGGUCUAAGUGAUAAAGUACACCUCUAUGAGAUAUCACACAUCGGUGGCCACAAAUGGGCAGCUAACGCACUUGUUUUCCCAAGUGGUGACUGGUAUGGUAAUUUACGUCCAUGGGAUAGCGACAAGUUCCUCACCAACGUCGUAAACGGUGCGAUACAUUGGCCUCAUUGGCGUGGAAGACUGGGUUAUGACCCCGCAAAGGCUGUAAAAGCGGCAGAAGCACGUAGUCUAGAUUUGGAUAACGGCGGUGCAGAAGUGAAAGAAGCAAUACAUGCUGAAGAGAGUGAUAUUGUUAAACUUCGUUUUAGGGAUGCGGAGGGUGAAACGCACGUCGUAGACGCUCUCCUUGGCGAAACCCUAAUGAAUGUCGGACGCAGGGAAAGUCUAGGUAACGUCGAGGGUGUCUGUGAUGGAAAGCUCGAAUGCGCGACCUGUCAUAUGUACUUCCCAGAGCAAGAUAGCGCCGAAGCUGCAUCUUUCCUCCCAGAAAUUAAAGACGAGGAGGAUGACAUGCUUCAGUAUGCCAUUGGCUAUGAUGAACUUAGAUCUCGCCUCGGAUGUCAAAUAAAAGUCACGCCCGAGCUAUCAAACUGGUGCAACAAAGGUGGCGUUAUAGAUUUGCCAAAAUAUUAGCAAUGUGUAUAGAUAUAGAAACUUAUAGAUAUAGUUAUAAUAAAUAGCGUUAGUCGAAUUGUGCACAAACUUGUUCAAGGAUGUCCACAUCGAAAUCUUCCCCACAGCUGUAGUCUGCGCCGUCUGAUGACGGUAUCUUGUCUUCCUGCUUUGGCUUGAUAUCCUGCCUAUCAUCGUCUUCAAGAAUUGUUGGUUUCGCCUCGAUAGUGUCGGGUGAGUAUUCAUGUUUCACUUUCGGGAGUGCCAUUUCAGGUGAUCGUUCGCGUUUCGCAGGUAUGCAACUUGCCUUGCCCUCUGCCCUGACCUGUGCUUGCGGUGGGAAGUUGCUAUUCUGAUGGACUCUCUCGGGUGCUUUGAAAUGCUGGUUGGCUGUCUGCGAAGGGAUAGUGCGGGUAGCUAUCUGUCUGGGUAUCCUCGUCGACUGUGACGAUAGGGAAGACAGCGUGUUUGUGCUAUUCUGUGGCUGUGGUGGUAUAGAAUCUGUUGUGUAACUCGACUGACACUCCUGUACUGAUGAAUUUGAACUCCUCUCACGUUUCAGCCUCGCUGAUACUUUCUCUAUCAAGAUAUCUAACUCUGUGCUCUGUUUUGAUAUCUUUUGUCUCUUAGGUUUGGAACUCUCGCACUCUGAAUCGUCCCUGUCUGUACCCACGUCGUCGAUAGGAGCUGGCUGGGGUAUAGCCACAUGUGAGCGCGAACUCCGCGUACGCCUGAACUGCUGCGAUCUAUCGCGGGUGAAACUCCUCGACUUGCGUGACAAGGGUGCAGGUGAAGAUUUAGGAGGCGAUAUCGGUGGUGGUGGUGGUGGGGGUAGCCUAGCUAGUAAAUUGUUAAUAAGCCGUUGUAUAUAGAGACAUUCACCCACUCAUUUGAGUACCAGCGAGCUGAUGUAAUAAGUUGGACUGGCUGGCCUGCCAGCAAAUCUGAAUAUCGUCGUCGCUACUGCUGCUGUCUUGAUUGUAGAACGAC
Messenger RNA from Wallemia mellicola CBS 633.66, 2019 nucleotides. RefSeq lists its product as hypothetical. The record is from RefSeq and is a predicted model, not a curated record. Gene Ontology annotation, molecular function: iron-sulfur cluster binding. Lineage: Eukaryota; Fungi; Basidiomycota; Wallemiomycetes; Wallemiales; Wallemiaceae. The transcript has 2 exons. Bases 247 to 1050 code for a protein of 267 amino acids.